Alternaria incomplexa is the source of this 723-nucleotide messenger RNA. RefSeq lists its product as uncharacterized. Gene Ontology annotation, biological process: polysaccharide catabolic process. The transcript has 2 exons. Lineage: Eukaryota; Fungi; Ascomycota; Dothideomycetes; Pleosporales; Pleosporaceae. The record is from RefSeq and is a predicted model, not a curated record. Gene Ontology annotation, molecular function: cellulase activity. The coding region runs from base 1 to 723 and encodes 240 amino acids.
AUGAAGGUCGUUUCUGUCAUCCUCGGCGCUCUCGCCUCCGUCGGCUUCGCGCAACAAGCAACGCUCUGCAAGGACUACGAAUACUUUUCCAGCAACGGCUACCAGCUUAACAACAACAUCUGGGGCCGCAGCUUCGCCACCUCGGGCUCGCAGUGCACCUACGUCGACAGCGUGUCAGCCACUGGCGCCAAGUGGCACACCAAAUGGACAUGGGCCGGCGGAAAGGACAACGUCAAGUCCUACGUCUACUCCGGACGUCAGAUCACCAAGAAGAAGGUGAACCAGUACACCAACCUGGAGACGGAGGCCUACUGGGUCUACGACACCACCAACCAGCGCAGCAACGUCGCAUACGAUUUGUUCACUGCUGCGGACAUCAACCACGACACCUCCAGCGGUGACUACGAGCUCAUGGUCUGGCUCGCCAGAUACGACGUCUGGCCCAUCGGUACCUCGCAGGGUAUGGUCACUGUUGCUGGCCGAUCCUGGGAACUCUUCUACGGCCCCAACGGUUCCAUGAAGGUCUACAGCUUUGUGCCCCCUGUUGGCCAGCCCAUCUACAACUUCAAGGCCGACCUCAAGGAGUUCUUCGCAUACCUCACCAACAACAAGGGCUACCCUGCUUCCAGCCAGAACCUCAUUACUUACCAAUUUGGUACCGAGGCCUUCACUGGUGGACCUGCUACGUUCACCGUGAACCAGUGGUCCGCUAACGCUUGGUAA